Molecule: messenger RNA, 852 nt
Organism: Phaethon lepturus (White-tailed tropicbird)
Lineage: Eukaryota; Metazoa; Chordata; Aves; Phaethontiformes; Phaethontidae
Product: pancreatic lipase-related protein 2-like
Exons: 8
Coding region: 1-852 (283 amino acids)
Biological process (GO): lipid metabolic process
Molecular function (GO): triacylglycerol lipase activity
Source: RefSeq, a predicted model, not a curated record
AUGGCGUAUUUGAUGUUUGCAGUAUGGAUCACUACUCUUAUUCUUCUUGAUGCAGCCAGAGGAAGGCAAGUUUGCUACAAAAGGCUUGGAUGCUUUACAGAUAGUCCCCCUUGGUCUGGGAUCCCAGGGAGACAGCUGGCAGGCUUGCCCAGCUCUCCCGAAGCUGUGAACACCAACUUCCUCCUUUACACUAGAGACAACAUCAGGAAAUAUCAAAAAAUUUCUGCUACAAAUCCUUCAACUAUCAAAGCUUCAAAUUUCCGAACACACAGGAAAACUCGCUUCAUUAUACAUGGCCAUCUUGCUGGAGCGGACCUCCCCUGGAUAACAAACAUAUGCAGGUUUAUGUUUCACACUGAAGACGUGAACUGCAUUUUGACCGACUGGAGAGGUGGCUCUAGUGGUUUGUACACCGAAGCAGUGAACAACGUCCGCGUUGUGGGGGCUGAGCUGGUAUAUCUGGUGAACCUUCUUGAGAAAGACUAUGGCUACUCUCCUGCCAACAUUCAUUUCAUCGGCCAUAGUCUUGGAGCACAUGCCGCAGGGGAGGCAGGGAGAAGGAAACCUGGCAUUGGAAGAAUAACAGGUUUGGAUCCAGCUGGGCCCCUUUUCCAGUAUACCCCCACAAUGGUUAGGCUGGAUCCUUCAGAUGCAAAAUUUGUUGAUAUAAUUCAUACUCACGCUGGUCAUCUUUUCUUUGACUUUGCUCCAGGGAUUCUUCAGACUUGUGGCCACCUGGAUUUUUACCCAAAUGGUGGGAAGAAGAUGCCAGGAUGCAAGCAGCUUCGUGUACCUCCUGCAGCUUGGAAUAUCAAUGACCUUAUGAGAGGUAAACAGAUUUUAAAGAAGUAA